Molecule: messenger RNA, 867 nt
Organism: Dictyostelium purpureum
Lineage: Eukaryota; Evosea; Eumycetozoa; Dictyosteliales; Dictyosteliaceae
Exons: 2
Coding region: 1-867 (288 amino acids)
Source: RefSeq, a predicted model, not a curated record
AUGGAAUCAAUUAAUAAUAAUAACUCUCAAGAUAAAGUUUGGUAUAUCACUGGCACUAGUACAGGUAUUGGAUUAGAUUUAUUAGAAUUAUUGUUAAAUAAUGGAAAUAGAGUAACAGCUAUUACACGUUCACCAGAUCAAACAAUUGAUGAAUUAAAGAAAAAGGGUACUAAAAACUUGGACAAAUUAUUAGCAAUUAAAACUGAUAUUACUAACGAUGAAAGUGUAAAAGAAAGUAUAAAAAAAACCAUUCAAGAACAUGGUAGAAUUGAUGUAGUUGUAAAUAACAGUGGCUAUGGAUUAUUGGGUGCUGUCGAAGAGUUAUCAGCUGAAGACAUCCAAAAGAUUUACGCAGUCAAUGUAUUUGGUGUAUACAAUGUAUUAAGACACACAACUCCAUAUCUCAGAGCACAACGUUCCGGUUUAAUUUUAAACAUAUCAUCUUACCUUGGAUACUCUACCAUUGGCGGUAAAUACUCUGCAUAUGAAUCAACUAAACAUGCAUUGAAUGGUAUUACCCUAUCAUUACAAAAAGAAUUGGAGCCAUUUAAUGUUUCAGUAGUAUUAAUUGGCUUAGGUGGUGUCCGUACAAGUUUUGUAAAUGGUGGUAAUUUUGCAGUAACCAAAAAUUUAAUCGAAGAGUAUAACACAAACCAACUCAUUGAAAUGUUUAAAAAAUACUCGCCAUUCGCCAAAGGAGAUCCAGUCAAAGUUGCUCAAACCAUAUAUAAUCUUUCAAAUAGCAGCAAAUUACCGGUAUCAUUAGACCUAGGUUCAGACUCAUACCAAAUCGCUAAAGCAACAUUCGAAAAUAGAUUAAAAGGAGUUGAAGAAAAUCAUCAAUUAACCUUGUCAACAGAUUUUUAA